AUGGAACAUGCCGGUGGCAUCCUACUUCAAGAAGCCUGGGCACAUAUGCCGUCAGAUAAGAAAAUAAAAUGUAUUGGGGCAAUAUGCACAAGCAUUCUUCCAAUAACUAAACUUGAUUUCGCGGCCUAUGGUAGCCUUUACUUUGCCAAUGCAUCAUUCCUUGACAAUAAGUCUAAACAAAUAUUAAGCAACAAUAAUAAAUUCUGCAUUGGACCCCAUUGCAGAAGCAGUACCUACUGGAAUAACAAUGUUGGUGAGACAAGGUACUACACACUCAAACCACCAAAUAGAGGACCGUGGCAUGAUCUCUCCUCGUACACUUCUGCUCUAAUCGACUCUGGAUUUGCACGACUGCCGCCUGUUAGUCAGCCUCUAUCCAUCCAACAGCAGGCCUCAUAUCAAGGUUCCAUUGAAAGACAUGUAGAAUUGCUCAAAACGGGCGAAAAAGUUUUUCCUCAUCUUGUCCAACAUCCAGAGAUUCAAGAAAAUUCAGCACCCACCCUUUUCCACCCAGAUCUUCACAAGAGGAAUAUUUUCGUCUCCCAAGAUGAUCCUACAAUUGUAACAGGAAUCAUUGAUUGGCAAGCCGCGAGUAUUGAGCCAGCAUUCUAUUACGCUGAUGAGGUACCUGAUUUUGCCAGAAUUCCUACUGAAGGACCAUCAGACUCUGCAGAAGAGUCACUUUGGUACCAGGCAUAUGAGGUAGGAUUGGCUCUACUAGCUCCUCGUCUAGGAGCAACUAGAAAAAUUGAUGAGGCACUCCUCCGGCCAUUUCGCUAUUGCCAUCGCACCUGGCGGGACGGCUUUGUCCCAUUUACUCAUGAACUAAUGAGGUUAAGGGAUUCAUGGGAAAAGCUUGGAUUUGAGAAAGAAUGUCCCAUUCCAGCCAUGGGUCCAGAAGAAAGGAAAUUUUAUGAGAAACAGCUUGAGAUAUAUGACGGAAUGCUGGAGUUUAGACGUGAUAUGUUUGAAGUCUUGGCGGUUGAGGAAGACGGUUGGGUGCCUGCAGAGCGAUGGGAGGAGGUAAAGAAGACACAUCAAGGUUUCUACGAGACACUUAUGGACAACCUGGAAGAUGAUGAGUCCCGUCAGGAACUUCGAACCAUGUGGCCCUUUGAUCAAUGUCAGCCUGAGAAUCAAGUUACGCGGAAAGACAAUGACGUCUAG
Trichophyton rubrum CBS 118892 is the source of this 1167-nucleotide messenger RNA. RefSeq lists its product as uncharacterized. The coding region runs from base 1 to 1167 and encodes 388 amino acids. Gene Ontology annotation, cellular component: mitochondrion. The record is from RefSeq and is a predicted model, not a curated record. NCBI's taxonomy places the organism in Eukaryota, Fungi, Ascomycota, Eurotiomycetes, Onygenales, Arthrodermataceae. The transcript is spliced from 2 exons.